GCUAGCGCACCUUUCUUAUCAAGUUCAUUGUGUUGUAGUACAAUAAAUCAACGUUUGGGAUUUUGUUUUGUACGGGUUCACGUCUUCACUUGGCUAGUUUUCAUUUUGGUCUUUUUUAUCCAACCAGCUUUAUCGCACUCGGUCUCCUGUCCUUCGCUCUCUGUAUCUAGACACAUUUUGAGAGAGACACUUUUGAGAUAUCAGGUUUUAUGCAAAGCAAAACAGUUGCAGCGGAAUUAACUUUCGACACUACGGCAUAUGUAUUACCAUUCAGUGAAUACCUCACAAAACAAAGCUGAAAGGGUUACUUUGAAAUCUGGUUUGAACUGUCAAGGCUUGCCUAGUCGCCAUGGAGAGGCAGAACAGUCACCAAGCAACUUAUUCUUCCCAACACCCAUUUGUGCACACGUUGAAACUGACCAGGGCGCAGUUAAUACGGGGCAUGGUGUUGGGCUCCAUCCUCGUCCCCAUACGAGUCUUUCUGGCUGUCCUCUGCUUCCUGAUCAUGUGGCCUAUUGCCCGGCUCCGAUUGGCUGGCCUCUCAGAGGUGGAACGGUCCCGGCCAGUAACGACUGGGUGGAGGAGAUGGUUACUACACCCCAUCAUCUGGUUCCUUAGCCGGGCAGUGUUUUUCUUCCUGGGGUUCUUCUGGUUCCGGGUCAAAGGUUGUAGGGCGGGGCAUAAGGAGGCUCCUGUGCUGGCAGUGGCACCUCACAGUAGCUUCCUGGAUAUGUUUGUGCUGACGGAAACCCAGCUGCCUACGGUGGUGUCUAGAUCGGAGAACCAAAGCAUUCCCUCUAUAGGGGCUCUCCUGGAGUUUAACCAGUCAGUGUUGGUAAACAGGAAGAAUCCAGAAUCCAGGAAACGGGCUGUCGUUCAGAUCAAAGAGAGGCUCACCUCCAACGGCUACUGGCCACAGAUGCUGAUGUUCCCAGAAGGCACCACUACGAACGGCACCACUCUCAUAAAGUUCAAACCUGGUGCCUUCCUGGCUGGAGUCCCAGUCCAACCUGUUCUGCUGCACUACCCCAACAAACUGGAUACUGUGCGCUGGACACACAGGGGAACUACCUGGGUUGAGGCAUUGUGGCACACCUGCUCUCAGCUCUACACUAACGUUACUGUUGAGUACCUGCCAGUAUACACCCCCUCCCAGGAGGAGAAGGAUGACCCUAAUCUGUAUGCAGACAAUGUCCAAAAACUCAUGGCCAAGACCCUGGGCAUCCCGGCAACAGACUAUGUGAUGGAGGGGCGUGUUCCUACCAGAAAACUGGGAGGGCUCUCCCUCCCCCUAGAACCACCUGCCAGAGAAACUCUCUCUCUGCUGCACCAAGACGGUCUCAGAGAGUCCGAGGUGGAGGCAGCACUGAGUAAGAUGAUUGACAGGUGUCAGUCAGAACAGGGUUGGAGGGCUGGUGUGGAUGAGCUGGCCCCACUCCUGGGACUGACAGACAGACAGACUGCCGCUAAGAUCUGUGGACUCUACUCCAAGGAUGACAUCGUGGACCUUAGACAGAUCUAUUUAAGUGUGACAUCAGUCUCUGGGCUUCUGGGAUUUAAGUCCCUCCUUCACACUGCAUUCACUCUGUAUGACAGAGAGUGUAGUGGCAGUCUGACUGCAGUGGACGUGUCUGACCUGAUGGGGGCGCUAGUGGGGAGUCCUCAGUACCACACAGAGGAACUGUACACUGAACUGUCCUUGAGAGGAGCGCCCACCGAACAAGAGCUGUUCAGAGUGCUGACCACCCACCCCACCUAUCAGAAACUGAUCAGCGAGUACUUCACACCUGAGGGGGGGAAGUCCACACCACCAUCCUCUCCUCUGACCAAAGGGAAGGCGGGGAACAACAAUGCAGGAUUGCCUAGCAACAACAGAACGGCCUUGCCUUACAAAACGGCUGACAACGGCUCUCCUCUGCCCAGUAAGAAGAACGACUGAGUGAAGGAACUCUGAAGCAUACUGAUAGAAUUCCUAGAACGGACUGGGCCGUUAUUACAGAUGAAUCUAUAUGGGUGGGCUUACUUUCAAAAUGGCUGCCGAUUUAUACAUCGACUUGAAUGGGGAUCCCCUUAUAGGAAUUCUAUUUCUAAUGGUGCUUACGCCAUUUAGUGAAAUUGAAGAAAAACCCAAGGCAGCUUAACAGUAUCGACAGUAAUACCAAUAUAACACGCUGUUCUCUAAGAGAUCGAAGGGAACGACUCAUAGUACACUUGUGCGUAUGUCUUUCAGAUGGGUUAUAUAUGGUCUUUUAAGACUUGUUUACAAUGUACAUAGCUACAUAGUUAGCUAUGAUUGUUACACAAUUCUCUGGAUCUGCCUGUCAAGAUGCUGGGAAAAUGGUAUCACAAUAGUUGUUAUUUAUAAAUGUGAUAAGAUUUUAAUAAAAUUAAGAGUGUCUGUCUUAUGUUGUACUGCUUGAAAUGGGAUGUGGUAUGUGAAUUUGUAUUGUUUUAAAGAACAAAAUAUACAAAACAAAUGAUUAUGUAAAUUACUAUUCUCAGGAUUUUAUAUUGUAUUUUACAUUUAAUCUAUUAAACUGAAUAUUACAUAUA
Salvelinus fontinalis (brook trout) is the source of this 2553-nucleotide messenger RNA. Its product is annotated as lysophospholipid acyltransferase LPCAT4-like. The record is from RefSeq and is a predicted model, not a curated record. The transcript has 13 exons. Gene Ontology annotation, biological process: phosphatidylcholine acyl-chain remodeling. Gene Ontology annotation, cellular component: endoplasmic reticulum. Lineage: Eukaryota; Metazoa; Chordata; Actinopteri; Salmoniformes; Salmonidae. Gene Ontology annotation, molecular function: 1-acylglycerophosphocholine O-acyltransferase activity. The coding region runs from base 350 to 1939 and encodes 529 amino acids.